This is a messenger RNA of Melanotaenia boesemani (Boeseman's rainbowfish), 1624 nucleotides long. It is a transcript of the gene enosf1, whose product is annotated as enolase superfamily member 1. Gene Ontology annotation, biological process: amino acid catabolic process; carbohydrate catabolic process. Bases 79 to 1470 code for a protein of 463 amino acids. Gene Ontology annotation, molecular function: magnesium ion binding; L-fuconate dehydratase activity. The record is from RefSeq and is a predicted model, not a curated record. NCBI's taxonomy places the organism in Eukaryota, Metazoa, Chordata, Actinopteri, Atheriniformes, Melanotaeniidae. The transcript is spliced from 14 exons.
CGUGACGUGGGUGGGAUCAACUUCUACAGGUGAUCACGGAGAAAGCGACUGAAAACGUGAAUUCAACUGUGUGCAGAGAUGUCGCACAGAAUUAUUAAUAUGACAGUGAGGGAUGUGAGAUUCCCGACGUCUUUGGAGCAGCACGGCUCGGAUGCGAUGGUAAGCUUGUACAGAUUCACGCGCCGCAUUAAUAAACGAACCCGUUUGAGGCCUCUCCUCUUUCUGUCCACGCUGCAGCACACUGACCCGGAUUAUUCAGUCGCAUAUGUGGUUCUGGAUACGGAAAGCGGGCUGAAAGGUUUCGGCUUUACUUUCACUUUAGGGAAAGGCACUGAAAUUGUGGUGUCUGCUGUCCAGGCCCUUGCAGGACUGGUUGUCGGGAAGUCUUUGGAAGAAAUUGUUAGUAACUUCCGUGAAUUUUACCGCCUGCUGACCAGCGAUGGCCAGAUGAGAUGGUUGGGCCCAGAGAAAGGAGUGAUCCAGCUGGCUACUGCUGCCGUCCUGAAUGCUGUGUGGGAUCUAUGGGCUCGAGCUGAGGACAAGCCGCUGUGGAAGCUGCUUGUCGACAUGGAUCCUAAGAAGAUUGUCUCAUGCAUUGACUUCAGAUAUAUCACCGAUGUGCUCACAGAGGAGGAAGCUCUGGACAUACUUGUGAAAGCUCAGGAGGGCAAGCAGCAGAGAGAGAAUCAGAUGCUGAACGAGGGUUAUCCCGCCUACACUACCUCUUGUGCUUGGCUCGGAUACACAGACCAGCAGCUCAAACAGCUUUGUACAGAUGCACUUAAGAGUGGUUGGACUAAGUUUAAGGUGAAGGUCGGCGCAGAUCUGCAGGAUGACAUGCGCAGAUGUCGUCUCAUCAGGCAAAUGAUUGGACCCAAUAGCACUUUGAUGAUUGAUGCCAACCAGAGAUGGGAUGUAGACGAGGCCAUCAGCUGGGUUUCUGCACUGGCUGAAGUAAAACCUCUUUGGAUUGAGGAGCCCACCUCUCCAGAUGACAUCCUGGGUCAUGCUGCUAUUUCUAAGGCUUUGGCUCCACUCGGGAUUGGUGUGGCAACGGGGGAGCAGUGUCACAACAGGGUGAUGUUUAAGCAGUUCCUUCAGGCGUCUGCACUCCAGUUUGUCCAAAUAGACAGCUGUCGGGUGGGAAGUGUCAACGAGAACCUGGCGGUGCUGCUCAUGGCUCACAAGUUCCGAGUGCCCGUGUGUCCUCACGCUGGAGGAGUCGGUCUGUGUGAGCUCGUCCAGCAUCUCAUUCUGUUCGACUACAUCUGUGUGUCAGCAGAUCUCAACAAUCGUAUGUGUGAAUAUGUCGACCACCUUCAUGAACACUUUAGAAGUCCUGUUGUGAUAAAGAAUGCACACUACAUGGCCCCCAAGGAUGCAGGAUAUUCUUGUGAAAUGUUCGAGUCAUCAGUGGAGACACAUCAGUACCCUGAAGGAGGCGUGUGGAAGCUCCACAUGAAGAAAUGAGGAUCUGAAAAUAUUUCACUACAAGAUCCCACUGAUCAGUUAAAAUGAUUUCACUUUAAUCUGCAGAACUGAAAUCUCAUCUAAAUUUUUCUACUCAGAUUCAAUUAUACAUGUUUUAUUUUUAUAUAUUACAUAAAUUACUAUAUUAACAUUC